AUGGGACAGCCCGAGCCUAUCUGGAAGCCCGGGAUUAACGAUCGCGAUACCAGAUGGAGACCCCUCGCAUUCCUCGAAUCCCAGGGCUUCCCGUGCCAAGAAGACUUCAACGGUUGGCGUGCUAAGAAUGGCUACAAGGACCUGCGUGACUUUAUGGACCGAGCUAAGUAUGUGACCUCGGUCACGCCUGGCGCCGAUCAAACUUGUGGCUUAACCGAGCUGAAAGGCCCACCGCGACCCAUUCCAAAAGACGGUGCGAUGAGAUCCACCGGCUACACGCAUGACGGACCGUGCGCUAUUUACCUCGACGAUGAGCUUGUUAUGGAGUAUGAUAACUGUCACGAGAGUAUCCCCGGCAGGACGUACAAGAUCGACUUCUCGUCCUGCCAAAAGAAAGGCGGCUGCACGCUUUACUGGUUCUGGUUGGGAAUCCGUUUUGUAAAGAGCCGCUGGUCCUGGCAAGUUUAUAAGGAGUGCAUUUCGUUGACGGCCGGGGGAGGUGGUAAUGGGGGCAACGUCAGUCGAGCUGACCACGCUGAUUAUGGUAGCGGUGGGGCUCAACGUGGUAAUGACAAUCAAGGCCGAAGCGGUGGUAACGGUGGUAACAGCGACCAAGGCGGAAAGGGCGGCAAUGGCAAUAAGAGCGGGAAUGGUGGAAACCCAUGGAGCGGUGGCGAUAAAGCUGAAAUUGGCGGGGAUGGCGAUCAAGAUCGUUAUCUAGACCACCACAGAUGCCGCCGCCAGUUGCGGGUGGAAAUGACCGACACCACUCAAACGGUUUCAUUUGAAGAUUUGCCGGACAAGACUCAAGCCACAGUCAUGGCAUUCCGCGCUCGCUGGUGCGAGCUGAAGAAAGCAGGAUGGACCUCGAAGAGACCAACCGGUCUCUCGGUCGACUUCACGUACCUGAAGCCGGGGAAGAGCAAGAAGGACAUGCGCGGUGUCGACUUUUCGUUGAAGAAAACGAGUUGAAGCUCUACUUGGACGCUAUCGAUCGGGCGGAGCUUACAGCAGCGUCCGAAGCCUGCCAGCAAAGUGACUCGCCACAAAAUCCAGCUCCAGCUAAAGCUUUGUGACAACCCGCUUACGCCCCGUUGCUGGCGUAUCGUAUAUUGUCUGUGCUUCCUGCGAUGCACUACCAGUAGUUCGGUUUGUUGGGUAACCCGUCUCAAUGCAACUCACACACUC
Molecule: messenger RNA, 1188 nt
Organism: Phytophthora infestans T30-4
Lineage: Eukaryota; Oomycota; Peronosporomycetes; Peronosporales; Peronosporaceae
Exons: 5
Coding region: 1-972 (323 amino acids)
Source: RefSeq, a predicted model, not a curated record